AUGUCGGAGACAAUACCCGUUUCAGUACAAUGCUGUGAGGGCCGAUUCGAACUUUCAGUGGACUCAAACCACACGCUACGUGACGUUUUGCGUCAGUUUAAACGGGAAGUCGCUGCUCUCGAUCCAAUAAAUUUGGAGGAGUAUGUUGUGAACCAUGAAGGUAAAUUAUUGCUGGACGACAGCGUUACUCUGCAAACAGUUGGAGUGAAAAAAGACAGCGUGUUUGUGCUUGUCAGGAAGGCGUGCUGCCCAGCGGCCAGUCCAGAAAAGGAUGAGGACGAUAUGUAA
Messenger RNA from Trypanosoma brucei brucei TREU927, 288 nucleotides. RefSeq lists its product as hypothetical. The transcript has a single exon. The record is from RefSeq and is a predicted model, not a curated record. Bases 1 to 288 code for a protein of 95 amino acids. NCBI's taxonomy places the organism in Eukaryota, Euglenozoa, Kinetoplastea, Trypanosomatida, Trypanosomatidae.